AUGGCUUCCCCUAGCGUUCUCACCUUUGACGCUGAGGGUUGGGCAGUGGACUUUGAGGUCUGGGUAGAUGAUCUACAGCUUUUCCUGCAGUGCGAUAGGGCAGACGGCCUCUCCCUGUUUGACCUCACUUCUGGUGCCUCCCCUGCCACUGCUGCUGAUGCUGACGCCACUGUUCGCUCACAGUGGGCCACACGUGACGCUGCUGCUCGCCUUGCUGUGCGCCGCCACUUACCGACCACUGAGCGUGCACACUUUAGCCAGGGUGUUCUCCCUCCCCCCUCUUGCCCUCUCUUACCUCUGCUGCUGCGGCCGACCUCGUUGGUUUCGAGUCGGUCGGCGCUGCGUCUGCCCCGAGCGGGAGACGCCGCACCGGCAAAGGCAAGGGGGGCAAGGGCACUUGAGGGGGUGGAGGGGGCGGUGGAGGUGGUGGUGGAGGCGGUGGAGGGAGUGGGGGUGGUGGUGGGAGUGGUGCUGGGGGUGGCGGUGGCGGCGGCAGCAGUGGAGGCUGCGGAGGCGGUGGAGGUGGCGGAGGGAGCGGAGGCGGUGGAGGUAGUGGAGGUGGAGGAGGUGGAGGAGGCGGCGGAGGCGGCGGAGGCGGCGGCGGCGGCGGAGGCGGCGGUGGUGGAGCGAGUCGCGACUCUGCGCCGAGGAGUGGCGCCGAUGGUGGUCACCGCCAGCAGCAGCAGCGGAGUGGUCGACCGCACUGGUGAGCAGUGCGGAGGUCCGCACUCCACCCAGCGCUGCUUUUGUCGCCUGACGGGCGUGUGGCGUUGCCAGUUCCCUGAGGCGUCAGAGAUCCCUCGCUGGGGAGAUCUGGCUAAGGCCGGGGUUGCUAUCUUUGAUCUUGACUUUGAUGCUAUUCUUGCUGCCAUGUAUGCUGUUGCUGAUAGUGUUGAGGGUGCCUAUUACCUGUGUGUACCGCCUGACCCGGGCAUUGAGGCUGCUGCGCUAGGUGCUGGUGAGACUGCUGCUCUAGGUGCUAGUGCGUCUGCUGCCCCAGGUGCUAGUGCGUUUGCCGCCCCAGGUGCUGGUGGGUCUGCUCUCUCAGGUACUACGUUGGCUUAG
Molecule: messenger RNA, 1065 nt
Organism: Closterium sp. NIES-65
Lineage: Eukaryota; Viridiplantae; Streptophyta; Zygnematophyceae; Desmidiales; Closteriaceae
Source: the annotation of a GenBank genome assembly